AUGAGAUUCCCGCCCAUCGCCUCCCUCUUCUGGCGUUCACAACGGAUAUAUCAAGUUUUUGGCGCCAAUACUGAUGUGGGCAAAACUAUUUUCACGACCUUACUGUGCAAGGGUGCCAAGUCGCUCUGGCCUGCCAAGUCUUGCGCUUUCCUCAAGCCCGUCUCAACAGGCCUGGCUUCUGAAGCUGAUGACUACACAGGCUUCCACAAAAAUCACGAGCUCUUAGCAAAAUGUCGAGACUUGGCGGCAGACCGCGCAGCUCAGGGAGAUGGAUGGCUCUUCCUCGAGACAGCUGGCGGAGUCCACUCCCCAACACCCUCAGGAACAACCCAGGCCGAUCUGUAUAUGCCAUUGCGACUCCCUUCCAUCCUAAUCGGAGACGCCAGACUGGGAGGCAUCAGUCAGACUAUAUCGGCCUUUGAGAGUCUGAGGAUUCGCGGAUACGACGUUGAAUCUGUGUUGCUGUUUGAGGACCAUCAAUACGGCAAUCUAGAGUAUCUUUCAAAUUAUUUCAGGGAUCAUCACAGAAAUGUGAAGGUGGCUGGUCUAGUUGGCCCUCCUGACAGGAAGCAGAGCCAGCCAGAAGAUGCCAAUUCCAUGCGCCGGUACUAUAACGACACAGCCGAGAGCACAGUGCUGCAGAAUGUCCUCAGGCACCUGGACAGAAGACACGAGGAACGCAUCACCACAAUCGAGACCAUGGCCUCACGAGCACACCGCAGCAUCUGGUGGCCGUUCACGCAGCAGUCUCGCUUGAAGCCAGAGGGCAUCACAGUGAUCGACUCCGCCCACGGAGAUUAUUUUCAAACGCUGAGGCCCCAAAACGAGAUUACGCAGUCGACAACUGUCUCGUGCUCUGAAGAACACAAGUCGCUCCUGCAGCCGUCCUUUGACGGCUCGGCAUCCUGGUGGACACAGGGCCUAGGCCACUCCAACCCUCGCCUCACACUCGCUGCUGCAUACGCCGCCGGGAGGUAUGGUCACGUCAUGUUUGCCGAAGCAGUUCAUCAGCCAGCUCUUGACCUCGCUGAGACCCUCCUUCGGGGACUGGGAAACCCUCGGCUCAGCCGCGUCUUCUUCUCGGAUGAUGGCAGCACAGGCACCGAGGUUGCGGUGAAAAUGGCUCUUCGAGCAGCUAGGAUGAGAUACUCCACGGGGACAGGAGAGGAUGACCCCCUGUCCACCAAGGCACUCGGGGUGAUCGGGCUCAAGGGCGGAUACCAUGGUGACACCAUGGGCGCAAUGGACUGUGCUGAACCGUGCAUUUACAACGAAAAGACUGAGUGGUACACUGGCAAAGGCUUUUGGUUCGACUAUCCAACUGUUCUCUGCAUGGACGGCCGAUGGCAGGUCCGCGUACCUGAUGAGUUGAAAGCACAAUUCGGACAGGAGCGCCAGUUCAGCUCACUCAAUGAAAUAUUCAACCUGGAUGCCAGGGAAUCCCGAGGCGAGCAUCUCGUUUAUGAGACCUUCAUAUGGACAACGCUCCAAGCCCUGCACCAACAGGGGCGGAGAUUUGGUGCUCUGAUCAUCGAGCCUAUAGUUUUGGGGGCAGGAGGGAUGGCACUUGUCGAUCCGCUCUACCAACGCGCCCUUGUGAGCAUAGUCCGUCGGUACAACGAGUUGUUUGACGGCUCAGCGUCGUCCAAGUCCCAUGUGAAGGACCCCACCGCCUGGUCAGGACUUCCCGUCAUAUGCGAUGAGGUUUUCACAGGCCUGUAUCGCCUCGGACGUUUCAGCUCUUCCUCAUUUCUCCGCAUAGACCCAGACAUUUCAGUGCACGCCAAGCUGCUCACGGGAGGUCUUGUUCCUCUCUGCACGACUCUGGCCUCGGAGAGUAUCUUCCAAGUAUUUGGUAGCAACGAGAAGACCGAUGCGCUGUUGCACGGUCAUAGCUACACGGCGCAUCCGGUCGGAUGUCAAGUGGCCUUGGAGUCUCUUACCGAGAUGUCAGCAAUGGAACAAAGCGGCGCCUGGGACUGGGCGAAGGAAAGUGGCUGGAUGGACUCUGAGGACAUUCAAGACCCACAGGCCGGAGCCUUUGGAGCUGGCGCUGAAGUCUGGUCAAUGUGGCCGCAGGACCUCAUUACCAAUAUAUCCCGACAGAAUCCUCGCGUGCUUGGCGCAUGGGCCCUCGGCAGCGUGCUUGCUGUCCACUUGAGAGACGAAAUGGCCACAGGCUACAGCAGCAACGCCGCUGUAUGCCUGCGGGAUAACCUUCUUCGUGGCGACAGCAACGGCCCUUGGAAUGUCCAUUGCAGAGUUCUUGGCAAUGUGCUUUAUCUCAUGUCGGGACAGAAUACGCAAAGAAGCGAGAUUGAGCGAGUGGCAAGCUUGCUUGAAACUUGUUUACGUACCAUGUAG
Messenger RNA from Cryphonectria parasitica EP155, 2364 nucleotides. RefSeq lists its product as uncharacterized. Gene Ontology annotation, molecular function: pyridoxal phosphate binding; dethiobiotin synthase activity; S-adenosyl-L-methionine:8-amino-7-oxononanoate transaminase activity. NCBI's taxonomy places the organism in Eukaryota, Fungi, Ascomycota, Sordariomycetes, Diaporthales, Cryphonectriaceae. The record is from RefSeq and is a predicted model, not a curated record. Bases 1 to 2364 code for a protein of 787 amino acids. Gene Ontology annotation, biological process: biotin biosynthetic process. Gene Ontology annotation, cellular component: mitochondrion. The transcript has 5 exons.